Messenger RNA from Moneuplotes crassus, 581 nucleotides. Lineage: Eukaryota; Ciliophora; Spirotrichea; Euplotida; Euplotidae. The record is from the annotation of a GenBank genome assembly.
UGUUGAAAUUUUUAAUGAAAUUUGUGAAAUUUUGGAGGAGAUUGGAGGAAAUAGAAGGAUAUUUUUGGAUUUUGAAGUGGAAAAUUUUGGAUUUGUUCGGAGGAUUAGGUAUUUUGAUGUGGUCGAGUGGACGGUAGUAAAGGCUUUAGGGAGUUGUGAAGGGAUUUGGGUGGAGAAAGCGGAAGUGGCGAUGGAGGAUAAGUGGGUCAGGAAGAUCUGAGCGAAGGAGAUUUGGUAUGAAUGAUACUGUAGAGAGACGUGUAAGUGAGAUUUUCAGGUACCUGAAGGGGAGAGACUUGGAGAUGUGUAUGCAAAGACAUUAGGCGAUGCCAAGCAGCUGAUUGAGAGGUAUUUGGAGAAGUAUGAUAAUAAGCCGAAAGUGACCUUUUAUGGAGAUUUUGAUGAUAGUUAUGAAGAUAUUAUGAGUUUUUGAGAGGAAUAUGAUUUAUAUUACCCAAACGGAAGAUCGUAUAAAGAUGAAUAUGAGAUGAUGUAAAUUGAUUAUAAUUAAGUAAAACUGCUAAAAUUUUGGAAGCUAUUGAACCAAUAAAUCCUAAAAUAGAAGUUUAAUUUUGCAAUAA